Molecule: messenger RNA, 1493 nt
Organism: Aspergillus alliaceus
Lineage: Eukaryota; Fungi; Ascomycota; Eurotiomycetes; Eurotiales; Aspergillaceae
Exons: 1
Coding region: 538-1101 (187 amino acids)
Source: RefSeq, a predicted model, not a curated record
CGACUAGAUAAGUAUAUAAACCUUCCUUAAUCGACCCGAUAGAUAGAUAGACAUUAAUUUGGAAGGGACAUCAAAAGAAGUGCACGGCACAUACCUUGUUUGUAUGAUUGAUUGUCUUACCUUUUACGCACCACGACGACCACCACCACUACUGCUGCUGCUGCUACAUACUUCCUGGUUCACCACUCAUUCCAUCGUUCAGGGCUUUGUGUAUCAACCACACCCCUUGUGCUUGUACUGUCUUCCAUAAGGCGAACGGUAUUGUGACACGAAGAAUGAAGUUUGCCUCCAUAACUACGCUUCUUCUACUACCGAUUGCAGCCAUAUCUCACCCUACUACACAAGCAGAUCUAGCCGUGUACGAUGUGGUUUUUGCACCUAGGUCUUCUAAAACGCCAGACCUAGACAAACGGCGUGGCGGCGGUGGCGGAGGACGAGGAGACAGUGGCGGUGGAAGUGCUGCACGAGGAGGCCAAGGUGGCUCGUCAUCAAGAACAGGGUAAGUGUCACAGAUAUCUAAAAGUGGCAUGGGCUUUCAUGACUUAUCAUCGCCUGUAUAGCUCAUCUAGCAAUUCUGGGGGCUCAUCGCACAGUGGAUCGGGACCGCAGCCCUCGUACGGCAGAGGUACUUAUUACGCGGGUGGUGCCCAGACUCCUUAUACCUCAGGCGCAUUAUCGCCACUAGGGAUAGCACCUAUCAUAUUGCCAGUAACUGCUCUGGCUUUCUUUGGCGGUAUUUGGCUACACGACGCAUACGCCUACCCAUAUAGUUAUCAUUACCACUACGUGGACCAAUCCACUCAUCGAAACACAUCGAUGCCAGUGGUCUGUCUGUGCGAGAGGUAUGCUGAGUGUGGAUGUGAUGAAAAUGCCAACGCUACAUAUUAUGAAUCUUUGUUCAACGGCACCCAGCCUGCAAACUCUAGUGUUGUUGAAGUUGUUAAAGUUAAUGGCACCGAGACCAUCUAUAUCAACGGCACGUUGCCCAAUGGGACGACUGUGGCUGACCAAUCUUCAUUUUCUGACGCUACUCAGAUAGUCAUACAGACCAGUGCGUAUUGGUUAAUGGCCAUAGUUGUUGGUACCGUCUGGAGCAUGUAAUGGCGCCGCUGGACUCGCCUAUUUAGAUAAUCAAUCGUGCUUUCAUUUCUAUGGGGUCUUUUUUUUCUUUUUUUUCUUUUUUCCUUUUCGCAUCAGGCUAGGAAUGGCGACUUGAUGGGUUGGCGAAGAUUAACUAGUGGCCUGGGUGUUUUGCUUUAAUGGAUCUAGAAUAGAGCCUUGAUACCCCAAUUCUGGCGUUGGAUGCAGGAAACGUUCUUUCAAACACCGAUAUCUAUAACUCCCCCUUUUCUUGCUUGUGUCGUGUUCGUACGCCCCGCCGCAACGAAUCAAAAUUCUCUACAGUUCUCCCCCUUUCACGGAUAUAUGAGAAAGGUUCUAGCAUCCGGCGUUUCCAUGGCUAGUUAGGUACGCCAAGCGACCAUCAGAGUUUC